GUAGCAUAGUAGAACAUAUAAGCAUUCACGUCAGAGACGACAUUCAUCUUUGUGUGAAUCAGAUCGGAUCGGCGAAUUCUCAUUCUUCAUUGAACAAUAAGCAGAGGAAAGAAAGGAAGGGAAAAUGGACGCCAUAGAUUCUGUCUUCGAUCCUUUGAGGGAUUUCGCCAAGAACAGCGUUCGCCUCGUCAAGAGGAUAGUCGAAACGAUUCGUAUCGAGUUAUAUGAUAAGAUUUUGCCAGAAGGUAGGAACGAGCAUGCUCUACUCCUGAGUUUCUUGAGAUACCAUGAACACAUUUUCUCGUCAGGGUUUUUGUUCUUUGCUAUCUUAUCUCUAGUCCAGGGGGCUAGUGUUCUGUGGACGAAAUGUAGAUUAAACACUCCCCUUAGUGGAGAUCACCCCCUGCCCCCUGGUAAGGGCAGGAGUUCCGAGUCCCGGGAUUUAGUCCAGGUGGAUGCUGGCUAUCUCUCUGUCUCUGCUGCUGUGGAGUCUGGCCUUUUCUCACACUGUAUGGCUCGUGGGACAAAUAUGAAGCCACGGCUAUGGCGACGACCAAAGCUGACAGUUGAUGGGGGGGAGUCAGAUGUGCUUAGCUUAGAGACUGCUGAAACAAGCCCAUUGAUGGUUUCAUCUUCAACUUCCAUCAUACUCGAAGGUUCACCCUUACUGUGAAGAGCUUGUUUGCGAUGUUGCUUCUGCCUCUGUUUCUUGGUUGGCCGAGCCUUCUUGAAGAACUCAAAACGAAGUGGGCAAUUUGUGCUUGUCCACCAGAUGUUGCUGCCGACUUUUGUAGCUCUUGAACUUCAAACCACAGCCUUCCACAAGGCACUCAUACUGUUACCCACAAAUAGAGGAAGAUUAUUCAU
This is a messenger RNA of Rubroshorea leprosula, 867 nucleotides long. The record is from the annotation of a GenBank genome assembly. Lineage: Eukaryota; Viridiplantae; Streptophyta; Magnoliopsida; Malvales; Dipterocarpaceae.